This is a messenger RNA of Cucurbita moschata (crookneck pumpkin), 706 nucleotides long. RefSeq lists its product as uncharacterized. The record is from RefSeq and is a predicted model, not a curated record. NCBI's taxonomy places the organism in Eukaryota, Viridiplantae, Streptophyta, Magnoliopsida, Cucurbitales, Cucurbitaceae. The transcript has a single exon. The coding region runs from base 112 to 516 and encodes 134 amino acids.
ACACUAUAAAUGUAUUUCAAAAGCACCACAAAAGGUUAAGGAACUAUAAUCAGGACUUACCUCUGCUUCUGCUUCUACUUCAAGGCACUGGGUCGACGAAAAUCCACAAACAUGGUUCAAACGCUUACUUUCCUGUUCUAUCUCUCUUCAUUCUCAUUUCUUUCCAUCGUCCGAGCUGAAGGCAGAGCACCUCAUGGCCUGGUAUAUGAGAACCCGGUGGCGUUCUCUCCAAUGGCGUAUGAUUUCUUCCAUCCAAGAACCCGGAGUCCCAAUGCCGAAGACCCAUGUGGUGCAUCCAAAUGCUCCCCUUUGCCCCUUGCAGCUCAACUGCAAUCUAAUCCUGCACAAGAAAGCAAAUACUCCACAACAACUCAGAAAGGUGAGGGGGUUGGUGGGAUUCUGGGAAUUGUGUUUGGCAUCACAUUUGCUGUGUUUUUGGCGAUGGGGGUGUACUAUGUACUACGUACCCGCCUAGCCAACACAAACCGAGCCAUGUCUGCAAAACCUGGUGCUUGACAUGCUCAAAUCCAACAUGUUUAUGAGCCUAACAAACACUUGGGCACUUCUCUUCCUCGGUUUAGUUUAUUACUCCUUUCUUGUUUAUUUCUCCAAGAUUGAUAGCGGCUAUGGCUAUACAUAUUUAUUAUUCUGUUAUAUAUAUAGUAGGCUGUUCUAUAUCUAUCGUCUAAAUUGUGUUUCCUAAAAU